This is a messenger RNA of Dioscorea cayenensis subsp. rotundata (Guinea yam), 3513 nucleotides long. Its product is annotated as kinesin-like protein KIN-8B. Gene Ontology annotation, molecular function: microtubule motor activity; ATP binding; microtubule binding. The record is from RefSeq and is a predicted model, not a curated record. NCBI's taxonomy places the organism in Eukaryota, Viridiplantae, Streptophyta, Magnoliopsida, Dioscoreales, Dioscoreaceae. The transcript is spliced from 16 exons. Gene Ontology annotation, biological process: microtubule-based movement. The coding region runs from base 807 to 3131 and encodes 774 amino acids.
UUAAAGUUUGUUUGAGGUUUUUGAGGCAUUUCCUGGUGGUGUUUAGGUUAAAAGAGCUUUUUUUAUUGUAGAUUUUGGUGGUGCUUCAAGAACUUGUUGGGGAGUUGGGGUUAUGUGAGCAUUGUCUGGUUUUUCGUUGUUGUAGCUUGAAAAAGUUGUGUUUUGGUUGUUUGGAUAAUGCAUUGGGAGGCAUUUGGGGUUUGGAGGCAUUUUCUCUGGGUUCUUUUUGGUUAAUAUAAAAAAAAAAUGUUGUUUUUAUGUUUGGUGUUGUGUUUGGUUUAAGUGAUAUUGUUGGAGUUGUUACAUUUGGGAACUUUGGGAUUUUGGGUGAGGGCUUUAGUGAUUUGGAGCUGUGAAUGUUUUAGAAAAAGGUUGGUUUUUGGGGUUGGAAUUGUUGGGUUUUUGUCUGCUGAUGCUGUUAGACGGCAUGUAGGAUGAGGUAAUGGAAUUGGAUUUGGUUUUGGAGGAUGUGACACUGUCGGAGUAUUUGUGGUUUUGGAGCUGAGAUUUUGGGUUUUUGGCUUUGGGAUUCAGAGUUAUGGGUUCAUGAUUGUGGAAUUAGUUGAGCUUUUUCUUUUCUUUUCUGUUAGAGUUUGGAUUGAGACGUUUGGUUUACCAAAGGUCAAGGUUUUGGACUCAAAAUUUGAUUUUUGUUUUCCUAUUUGAUUUCAUGACUUAAGGUUACUUUUAGCAAUAGAUUUCACUAAUUUGGCUGAUAGAUUGUUGGAAGACCUCGGAGCUUAGGAUCUUUAGGGUCUUUGCAAGAAGUUAUUCCAACUUCCGAGCAUUAAUCUGAUUGAUAAGAGAUGCCUAGCAUCAGAGCUCCAGCUACCAAGCAGACUGCAACUCUUAUGGUUGCUGUGAAAUGCAGGCCUUUGACAGAUUUGGAGCGGUUAAGGAGCAGGAAUAUCAUCCAAGUGACUGAUGAUAAGAGUGUGGUUGUUUUGGAUCCUGAUUUGUCAAAAGACUACCUUGACCGUAUCCAAAAUCGAACAAAAGAGAAAAGAUACAACUUUGAUCAUGCCUUUGGACCUGAAUGCACCAAUUUGGAUGUCUACCAGAGAAUCUCUUCUACAAUCGCUGGGGUCAUUCAAGGCCUCAAUGCAACAGUGUUUGCCUAUGGUUCAACGGGGAGUGGGAAGACUUAUACUAUGGUCGGAACACACCAAGAUCCUGGACUCAUGGUUCUUAGCCUUCACACAAUUUUCAAUCUUAUUAAGAAGGAUAAGAGCUCAGAUGUCUUUGAAGUCUCUUGUUCUUAUCUUGAAGUUUAUAAUGAAGUUAUCUAUGAUCUGCUUGUAAAGUCUUCAGGGCAUUUGGAAUUAAGAGAAGAUCCCGAGCAUGGAAUUAUAGUUGCCGGUUUAAGAAAUAUUAAGGUCCAAUCAGCGGAUAAAAUUCUUGAACUUUUACAUAUUGGAAACAGCAGACGGAAGACGGAAAGCACAGAGGUGAAUGCGACAUCAUCUCGUUCACAUGCUGUACUGGAGAUCAUGGUGAGAAGAACGCGGAGAAACCAGUAUGGAAGUCAAGUUCUCCGUGGAAAACUUGCUCUAGUUGAUCUUGCUGGGAGUGAAAGGGCCUCUGAAACAAAUAUUGCCGGCCAAAAGCUUAGAGAUGGAGCCAACAUAAACCGGUCACUUCUUGCUUUGGCAAAUUGUAUCAAUGCUUUGGGCAAACAACAAAAGAAAGGCCUUGCAUAUGUUCCAUACCGCAAUAGCAAGUUGACCCGGAUUCUGAAGGAUGGACUCAGUGGAAAUUCUAGAACUGUCAUGGUUGCGACAAUAUCACCAGCUGAUGAUCAGUAUCAUCACACUGUGAAUACUCUAAAAUAUGCUGACAGAGCUAAGGAGAUCAAGACUGAGAUCCAUAAAAAUAUUGGGACUGUUGAUACUCACGUUGAAGACUACAAAAGGAUGAUUGACAAUCUCAAGGUUGAAGUUUGCCGUUUAAGGGAGGAACUGGCUGAAAAAGAGUCUCAAUUAACCUUAAAACCUGCUGAGAGAGCUGCAAAUGAGGAGCUAUCUUUGUUGGAUGUAUUAAGCCGUGAAACAAGUGAGAACGUUCAAGAACGGAUUAAUCUGCAGAAAGCAUUGUUUGAGUUGGAGGAAACCAACACUAGAAACCGAAUUGAGCUUCAGCAACUAGAUGAUGCUAUUGCCAAACAACAGGUUAUUGAAAGAGAUGGAACUGUUGUGCAUGCCUUGAGAUCAAGGAGACAAGUUAUUCUUGAUAACAUUCGUGACAAUGAUGAGGCUGGAACUGGUUAUCAGAAGGAGAUUGAAAUAAAUGAGAAACACCGGUGCCAACUUCAAUCAAUGAUUGAUGAAGCAAUAAAUAGCAAGGGAAACAAAACCUACUUACAUAUUCUCAGUCAGUACAGGCUCCUUGGAAUGGCGAAUGCUGAACUUCAGUUUGAAAUGGCCAUUCGGGAUCAGGUGAUACAUAACCAAAAAGAAGCCCAGAGAAACAUGUGGAACAUGCUCAUGGGGUUGGGACUUGAUCAGAAGUGUUUGAUGGACCUGGCUGCGAAAGAAGGAAUAACAAUUGAAGAUUCUACCACUCCCUUAAUAAAGGGAUCCCCAUUUCUUCACCAUACGACAUUGUCACCGCAUUCAUCUUGUGCCCAAUAUCCUGGUAUCGAUGGACAGCCAUAUGCUUCCCAAGCUUGUGUUUUGCAGCAUCACCAAGAUUUCAGUACAACAGCUUAUUACAAAGGUCGAUAUAAUUCCCAUGGUUUAUGCAGGCAAGAGCACCAUAGUUCCUACUACCUCUUUUCUCAUGACCAUUCACCAUAUUCGGAGAUGAGGCACCAAGCAAGUGGCAGUCCUAGUUCGUGUUUCUUCACUCCUAUUAAAUUGACUCGCGAUAAAUGUGGCUUCUACCCAGAGUCGAGAACACCACCAUGCCCACAUACUAAAGAAAGCAUCACAUCUUCCUUAAAUGAGGGUUUUAAGCGGCUCCAAGAGGAAUCAUGCCUUGACCGAAGUUCAACCGCUACAUUCUCCAGCUCCGUUAUCCCCGAACCGUAUCAUCUCAACCACAACACAUUGUCAAGCCGGCCGGAUUUGUCCAAAUUGCAGUCUCUUUUUGCCACCAUUAAGCCGAUGACUUCUAAUCCGGCCCGGCCUUGAAGGAAAUGCUCCUCUAUCAAAUCUGUAAAGCUUUUUGUCAUUUUCGAUCAUCCAAUCUAACUUCCUUGACUUAUCUAGUUUCCUCUCGAGCAAUGACAGGAUCCGUAUGCAAUUGCCAUUGUCGUGUCACUAGGCGACAUCAUACGGCUUUUUUUUUUUCAGUCUCUUUUUGAUGAAUUUUGCACACAACCGAUGUGGUACUAUAUUUCCAACAAAUGUAAUCUUAGUUUAGCAAUAUUCCGAACAUUUUGUACAGAUACUUGUUUGUGUACAUUAAUGCAAACUGAUUUUAGUAACAAAGUUGUUUUAGGAUGCAAUUGUCGUAGUAGUGUCACUAGACGACAUUAUACGCUUUUGUAGGUCCUAUUUUGAUGGAUUUUAA